UGUCAUAAUGACAUGAAAAAAAUAAAAACAAACAGUUUGACACAAUCUGUUAUCUGAUUUAAUUAUUUUAUCAUUUAGAGUAUAUGUUUAUUAUAAAUAUUAUAUUUUAAUUAAUGAGCAGUGCUCCUCUUCAUACUUGAAAGUGUUUAUUCAUACCUAAAAUGUGACUGCAUAUUGUAUAUUUCCGGCAGUGCUUGUACCCAUAUUGCUAAUUGCUGUUCUUUUUCAUUCAAGUUCUUUGUGUGCGUCGUUUGAAUGAAAUUAAUUUGAUAUCAACCUUUUGUUUAUCUUGCAUAAAAGAAAAAUGUUUAAAUUAACCAAGUCAUUCAUAUUACUUUUUCUUGCAAAACAUGCAUUAUGUAUCUCUGAUAUGACUGAUAGUUCAUUUGGAAAAUAUAACGAGGGUCUUUUAGCUGCAUUUGGUGACUUUAAUUCUGAUGAACUUACUGAUGCCUUUAUAAUAAAUGAGACUAGUAUAGAAGUGCUUUUGGCUCAUGAUAAAGAACCAUUUUUACGCCCUUCUUCCUAUAUCUGCAAUUUUAGUAAUGUUAUAAUCACAAGUAUAGUACCAGGCGACUUUGAUGGAGAUGCCUACAUGGAUAUUCUUUUUACUACUCAACUUCAAAAUGAAACAUCCUCCCUCCAUGAGGUGAGAAUAUUGUGGGGUGGAAUGCCUGAACUUAAUUGUACGGAUGCACUUUUAAUAAAAGCUAUAACAUUAGGCCAACCACUAGUUAUGGAUUAUAAUCGCGAUAUGAUAUUAGAUCUCUUUGGAAUUAAUUCCCAGAGUCAGAGAGUUUUCUGGGUCUUUGAUAACUCUAGAUCAACUCCUUUGGAGAUAUUGAUGAAUGAUGACAGUAAUAAAGAAAUAAAAUUACCACACUCACACUCCUUCUUAGAUGUCAAUGAUGAUAAUGCUGCUGAUUUAUUAGUAACUACAAAACUUGAUGUUGAAGUUUGGUUGAAUGAAGAGCCAAGUGGAUUUAAAUUCAAUAAUAGCAUAGAACUACUUGUUGGUUUUGCAACUACUUAUGGUCAAGUAUUAUUUAUUGAUGUGGCACUUUCUGGGGAGUUCUUUUUAGUAGUACCCGUAUGUUAUGAUCUUGGCUGCAUAAACAGUACAAUUCUUAUCUAUGACAACAAGCAAUGGCAUGAUUUGCAAGUGGACUUCAAUGAUGGAAAGGGCACCUUCUGGCACUUCAUUCCACCUAGAGAUGAGCCAUACCUUGAUACAAUAGCAAUGCGCAGUGGUGAUUACAAUAUGGAUGGAUACCCUGACAUUCUUAUGACACUUAGUCCUUCUAAUAAUAAUAAUGAAACAAAAGUUUUCCUAAUGCAUAAUGUCCCAUGUAAUCUACCUGGAUGCAAAUUUCAUAGAACAUUUGAAAUUCAAUGGGAAAAAUUUAAUUCUUUUGGCAACAAUGUUGUUAUGGCAACUUUUUAUGAUUUCUACAUGGAUGGUGUGUUGGAUGUUAUUUAUGUUCAAAAGAAUAUGACAACGAACAAAUAUGUAAUGAAAGCUUUUCGGAAUGAAUUAGAAUAUGAUACAAACUUUAUAAAAGUUAUUGUUGUUACUGGACUAAGUAAUGAAAAGGUGCCUACAAUCAAUGGUACAUUGUAUACACGUAAAGUUACUUUUGGAACUAAUUUACCUGGGCCAAAGAUUGGAUACAAUACUUGGUCUCAAGAAGGUACUUAUAGAACUGGAGUUUGUGCUCAACUUCCACAAUCAGCAUACUAUGCCCUACAAUUACCCUAUUCUAUUUUUGGUCUGGAUCGUACUCCUAACUUUGUUGAUACGCUCACUGUAGGGCUCUCAGGGUACUCUAAGAGCUGGACACAAAUCAUUCCUAAUUCUCAAAUUGUUUUGAUUCCUGCACCACCCAAUGAUCCCUCCCAGUGGAGAGCUCAAUUGUUUGUGACACCUAGCAAAGUUAUUCUUAAAAGUGUAUUCGUUUUAGCUGCUAUAAUAAUUGUAAUAAUAGGAUGUGUUCUGUAUUUGCAUUGGAAAGAAAGGAAUGAUAGGCAAGACAUCAUAGAAAUUGAUGAUAAAACAUAUGUAAAAUUAUAAGUUAAUAUUAUCUAUAGCCAAAGGGCAAUAAAAUUUUAAUUUGGAAUCUGUGAUUAAAAAGAACUUGUAUAAUCCUAGAUAUAUAUUAAGCAAAGUAUUGCAUUAUCAUUAUUAUUAACUAGUGUAUAUUGUAAUAUAUGUACUCAAAGCAAUUUUCCAAUCUUUACUAAAUUGGCUUCUAUAUAGAAUAAAUUAUUAGGGCUAUUAAAUUAUUUAAAACUUGUGUUUGAAAAAAUAAACUUAUAUGAACAACUUGGUGAUUAUUAUGUUGAUAUUCUAACAUGACUGUCAACUUACUAUUGUAAUGAAUUUGUUUUCUUACCUUCAUAUUUAAGGUUUAUGGUUUUUUGUAGUUUGGUGUGUAUGUUUUAUUAAAUGUUGUACUGUAAUAAAAUUUGAAUAAAGACUG
Messenger RNA from Zerene cesonia (dogface butterfly), 2480 nucleotides. RefSeq names its product T-cell immunomodulatory protein. The transcript has 2 exons. NCBI's taxonomy places the organism in Eukaryota, Metazoa, Arthropoda, Insecta, Lepidoptera, Pieridae. Gene Ontology annotation, cellular component: plasma membrane. The coding region runs from base 305 to 2071 and encodes 588 amino acids. The record is from RefSeq and is a predicted model, not a curated record.